Messenger RNA from Saccostrea cuccullata (small rock oyster), 715 nucleotides. RefSeq lists its product as uncharacterized. The coding region runs from base 86 to 715 and encodes 209 amino acids. The transcript is spliced from 6 exons. The record is from RefSeq and is a predicted model, not a curated record. Lineage: Eukaryota; Metazoa; Mollusca; Bivalvia; Ostreida; Ostreidae.
AAGAAACAUCUGCAUUGUCAAUUUUAGCGGAAGGAUUUCUUAUACAUAGAAGCAACUCUUGGCUGUGAAUGUGUAUUGAAGAGAUAUGUCAAGUAAUAGAGAAACAGAUUUACCACGUGCGACGUCGGUUAGAGACAAAAUUGAGGCAGUUGAAAGUAAAAUACAAAACGUAAAACAGGCUUCCUCUCAAUCAUUUGUUCGUGUUUUCCCCCAUAAAUCACCAACAGAAACCUCAACAACAUCCAGCGUGUCUUCACGAUUGACUGUUGUUGAUAAUGAUCUGUUUCCGAAAGAAACCACGCCCUCGACCUACACGGUUCCAAGCAAGACAGUGCAUAAACCUGAUGAAAUACAUCAUCAAGAUUGCUUUGAUGAAGCGAAGGAGUCAAAUAAAAGGGGAACUUUUAACCAGAAAUUGAACCAAGUGACAGAAUAUGCAACUACCAAAGUUCCAGAAAAAAAAACAUUGUACAGAUGGCCUCCUUCCCGCACUUCUCCCAGAAUAGGCAUCGAAAAAACCUCAUAUUAUGAUUAUCCUUCAGUACCAGGAAGGAUGAAAAGUAACCAUGAUUUUUUUUACACGAGGAACUUCAAAGGUAGCAGUCACACGAACAUGUUCGAAUUCCGUGACAGUGGCGCUUGCGGCAUGGAUUAUAGCGACAAUGACGAGGAGUUCACUAACGAAUCUUACUGGGAGAAAAAUAGUAAGGAAUAA